AUGUCUAAUGAUACACAAAUUUUUGGAGAUAACGCAAUAAUUAAUGAUCAACCUAUCAUCAAAUGGGUUAAGGAGACAUUAAAUCUCCCAGAUGAAGUUAAUAAUAUCUAUUUUAGCCAAGAAUUAAACGAAGAAAAAAAAGAUAAACCAAUCGUCAAAACAUUGGGUGGCCAUGUCAUUGAAAGGAAAGGCGCUAUUCAAAUUAAGACAGCUGAAGAUGAUUUGAUCUCUAAAUACAAGUUUGAAUUUUCAAAUCCUGAUAAAACUUCAGCAGAAUUAACUACUUCUCCUGAUGUAGCACAAAUAUUGUAUAUUGUCUUCGGAUACUUAUCACCAGAGGAAUGCAACAAGAUAAUUUUCAGAAGUAACGAUUUUCAAUUUUCUGCUUACGUUUCUUUUACCAAAAGGAACGAUUACAGCAAGCAACUCAUGUUUGGCAAAAUAUCUUUACGUAAUAUUACUCCAGAAGGCCCAAUGCCAACAGAUAAACCAGAAAGAAAAUUUUUCAGAGCCAUUAACGAAACAUUCAAGCUUGAUAGAAUCAAAAACAUGUAUACAUUUGCACAACUUGCUUUAGAAUACGGCUAUACCCUUACAGAUCCUCUUAUUGAUUUAGAUCAAUCUUAUAACCUUCCCGCAGAUGUUCAAGAUGAUUUACAGACCAAUUUAUGCAGAAACGAAAUGGAUAAGAUACCUUCCCCUGAAUCAUUUACAGAAUUUGCUACAGAAAUUGCUUUUCCAUGUGCUGUUUUCCUAAUUGAAUGUUUGGCCAUGAACCAGACCCAAAAUGAAGAAGGCUAUCUCGAAAAAGAUUUUCAGCAAAGAAAAACUGUUUAUAAUUUAUUACUUCCAGCAAUUUUGCCAGUUGCCUUUGAAGCUAACGGCCAAAGUGUUCAAGUAACAUUUACUAACUACAUGGACAUCGAUGCAAAGCAGAUUCAUGACAGAUUUAUGACAGUUUUGAAUAGAACAUUUAAACCUUAUAAAGAUCUUACACCUAUGACCACAGCUACGUUCAAACAAGUCUUAAGUGGUGUAUACAAGCAAGCAGAUGUCAAAAAGUCCAACGAAUCCAAGAAUUAUAUUAUUUUGAUGACAAAACAACAAAAAAUCGGAAAAUUCGUUAGUUCUUCGAAAGACAUUACAUCUCUUAGGUUCGAGGAAAAGCCAGCAACAAGAUCUGAAGGUACUACAGAUUUUGCAAUUUAUAUGUAUCCUCUUUCUUCAAGUAUCAAGGAGAUUAAGGAAAUUAAGGACCAGUUCGAACAUGAUAUUGAAGCUGUUUACAAUAAAAUUGCUUAUUUCGAGUGCCCAGAGUGUAAUUGCCAAUCCUGCCAUAUUGUUCACUCCUGCCCUAAGGGACAACACAGAGGAUCAAGAGUUGCUUUCAAAGAUCCGAAAACAGGUGAACAAGUCAUGGAAAGAAUAACUCAAAUUGAAAUGGACGGCGAAAUAAAGGAUAUCGUUCAAAUUGAGUACGAUUGCUGCGGUAAAGUUAAUAAAGAUUUUGAUUUCGGCUGCGUUGCUUCUUACGAUCAUACAAUGCCAGAAGAAUCUGAUUACGAUUACCAUAUUUGGUCAGAUAUGAAUAUCCAAUAA
Trichomonas vaginalis G3 is the source of this 1599-nucleotide messenger RNA. RefSeq lists its product as uncharacterized. The transcript has a single exon. Bases 1 to 1599 code for a protein of 532 amino acids. The record is from RefSeq and is a predicted model, not a curated record. NCBI's taxonomy places the organism in Eukaryota, Parabasalia, Trichomonadida, Trichomonadidae.